This is a messenger RNA of Melanotaenia boesemani (Boeseman's rainbowfish), 1177 nucleotides long. Its product is annotated as claudin-4-like. The record is from RefSeq and is a predicted model, not a curated record. Gene Ontology annotation, molecular function: structural molecule activity. The coding region runs from base 103 to 726 and encodes 207 amino acids. Gene Ontology annotation, biological process: cell adhesion; bicellular tight junction assembly. Gene Ontology annotation, cellular component: bicellular tight junction; plasma membrane. The transcript has a single exon. NCBI's taxonomy places the organism in Eukaryota, Metazoa, Chordata, Actinopteri, Atheriniformes, Melanotaeniidae.
CAGCCCUCCAUGAACAUUUAAUCUUGUGGAUCUCUCAAGCAAGACUUCCAAAGACAGACUUUUUGGACCUACUUUUUGGACAACAGCAAGAAACCAUCAGACAUGGUGUCAACUGGAUUUCAGAUUUUGGGCAUUGCCCUUUGCAUUAUUGGCUGGAUUGGGACAAUUAUUGUCUGUGCAACACCCCAGUGGAAAGUGACAGCCUUCAUCGGCCAGAACAUUGUCACGGCACAAACUACAUGGGAAGGCAUUUGGAUGAGCUGUGUGGUCCAAAGCACAGGCCAGAUGCAGUGCAAGGUUUACGAUUCCAUGCUGGCCCUUUCUUCAGACCUCCAGGCAGCCCGUGCCCUGACCAUCGUCUCUAUUCUGGUUGGCAUCGUCGCCAUCCUCCUGUCCAUCGCAGGAGGCAAGUGCACCAACUGUGUAGAGGAUGAGAGCUCCAAAGCCAAGAUCUGCAUAGCAGCUGGUGUCGCGUUCAUUAUUGCUGGUGUUCUGUGCCUUGUCCCUGUUUGCUGGACAGCAAAUAACGUCAUCAGGGACUUCUACAAUCCAAUACUAUAUGCCUCACAGAAGAUGGAGCUGGGAGCAGCACUCUUCAUCGGUUGGGGGUCCUCCGCCCUUCUCAUCCUCGGCGGUGGACUCCUCUGUGCCAACUGCCCUCCUAAAGAUAACUUCUCUGCCAAAUACACCGCUCCCCGUUCAACUGCACCCAAAGACUACGUCUGAGGAGAAAGAAGCUGAAUGAGAAAGCAGAGAGAAAGAGAACAGACUUCAUAUUAAUACUUUUGGUCCAUGAAAUGAAUUCAUGAUUCCACAUUAAGAAUUUUUAAAGUGAUUUCACUGUGCCCAGUGUUUAGUUUGAUGCUGUCUUGUAACUUUACUGCCCUUCAGGAUUCAUUCAUCAACAAAAAGUAUGAACCACACCCAAACAAAAAGAAGAAGAAAAAAAGAGAAAAACGAUGUCUGCAGCACAAAUGCUCGAUCUGUGGUGGUGAUCUGGUAUCUUAUAUACUGGAAAGAAAUUGGAUGUAACAGAUGAAUACGUUUGUUGAUUUUGUUUUAUGUUUUGUUUUUACUUAUUUCCAUUAUUCUCAUUCAUUUCAGCUUUUUUGAAUCCUUUUACACAUUUUCAUUCAAAUUACCUUGACUAUCUGAAUUUUGUAAAUAAAGACUUUUU